Messenger RNA from Alosa sapidissima (American shad), 3996 nucleotides. Its product is annotated as prestin-like. NCBI's taxonomy places the organism in Eukaryota, Metazoa, Chordata, Actinopteri, Clupeiformes, Clupeidae. Gene Ontology annotation, biological process: transmembrane transport. The record is from RefSeq and is a predicted model, not a curated record. Gene Ontology annotation, cellular component: membrane. Gene Ontology annotation, molecular function: secondary active sulfate transmembrane transporter activity; oxalate transmembrane transporter activity; bicarbonate transmembrane transporter activity.
UCAGGUCUGGCGUACGCCAUGUUGGCGGCGGUUCCUCCUGUGUUUGGUCUCUACUCCUCUUUCUACCCUGUCCUGCUCUACACCUUCUUUGGGACCUCCAGACACGUCUCUAUGGGAACCUUCGCUGUGAUUAGUCUGAUGAUUGGGGGCGUGGCCGUGAGGGAAGCCCCAGACUUCAUGUUCUAUGUUCCGGGCAACGGAACCAACUCAACAGUUCUAGAUGUGGACGCAAGAGAUGCCAGAAGGGUCCAGCUGGCAGUGGCACUCACUACUUUAGUAGGGCUCAUCCAGCUGUUGCUGGGGGUUCUGCGGUUCGGCUUCGUGGCGAUCUACCUGACGGAACCUCUGGUGCGCGGCUUCACCACCGCGGCUGCCGUGCACGUGUUCAUAUCACAGCUCAAAUACCUACUGGGCAUCAGGACACAGAGAUACAGUGGACCGCUGUCUGUACUGUGGAGUUUGGGGGCGGUGCUUCAGAACAUCACCAGCACCAACCUGAGCACACUGUUGGUGGGAGGAGUCUGUAUGGUCUUCCUCUACGGGGUCAAAGAGGUCAACGUGCGCUUCAAGAAGAAGCUGCCUGUACCCAUCCCUGGAGAAAUCAUCGUGGUGAUCAUGUCUACGGGAAUCUCUUAUGGAAUGAGCCUGUUUCAAAACUACCAGGUGGCUGUGGUAGGCAAGAUUCCCACAGGGCUCCUCCCCCCUGCCCUGCCUGACCACACCCUCUUCUCCAAGGUGGCAACCGACUCCGUUGCCAUAGCGAUCGUGAGCUUCUCCAUGGGAAUAUCGCUGGCCAAGAUCUUUGCCAUGAAGCACGGGUACAGCGUGGAUGGCAACCAGGAGCUGAUUGCAUUGGGAAUCUGUAACUUCGUCAGCUCGUUCUUCCAGACGUUCGUCAUCACUUGCUCUAUGUCACGCAGCCUUGUACAGGAGAGCACAGGAGGAAAGACUCAGAUUGCUGGGCUGCUGUCGUCUUUGAUUGUGCUCUUGGUUGUCGUGGCGAUUGGCUACGUGUUUGAGCCUCUUCCCCAGACAGUUCUGGCUGCCAUCAUUAUGGUGAAUCUGCAAGGAAUGUUUAAGCAGCUCAGAGACAUUCCCACACUCUGGAGGACCAGUCGCAUAGAGUUUGCUAUCUGGAUCGUGGCCUUUGUAGCGUCGGUGCUGCUGGGACUGGACUAUGGGCUCGUGGUGUCCAUCAGCUUCGCCAUCCUCACAGUCAUCUACCGCACACAGAACCCCAAGAGUAUGAUCCUUGGACAGGUCCCAGGCUCAGACCUUUACUAUGAUGUAGAUAAAUAUGAGGAGUGUGCGGAGAUCUCAGGGAUUAAAAUCUUCCAUAUGAACACCUCUAUCUACUUUGCCAACUGUGAGCUCUACGUGAGUGCCCUCAAGCAGAAGACGGGUGUGGACCCCACUGUCCUGCUGCACGUCCGUAAGUGUCGAGAGAAGAAGUUGAGGAAGACCCAGGAGAUGCCACCAGAGAGGAAGAGCAUCGUCGUCAAACUGGAUGUGGAUAAGGGCGUGUCCCAUGAGAUAGUGUGCGGGGCUGGCGUCCCAUUGGCUGUCCAGGCUAACGGGCAGGUGAGUGAGAGCUAUACGGACGCGGUUGCCGAGGAAACGGACGUGCUGACCGCCUUCCUGGAGCGUGAGGAGGCGGAGCAAGUGUACGCCAUCGUACUGGACUUCUCACCCGUCAACUUCAUCGACUCAGUAGGAGCCAAAGCCAUCAAGUCUGUGGUCAAGGAGUUUGCUGCGGUGGACGUGAGUGUGGUCAUCGCUGGCUGCAGCCGUACGGUGCUGUCUCAGCUCCGGUCGCUCCGGUUCUUCGGGGAGGUCGUGACCUCUGACCUCGUGUUCCCCACCAUCCACGACGCCGUGUUGCACUGCAGCUGCCGCUCGCUGCUGCUGGGCCAAUGAGAUCGCGGGGGCACGCCCACACGCUCCUGCUGGGCCAAUGAGAUCGCGGGAGCACGCCUGACAGACAGGACUGUGAGUCAGCAGGACUGAGGCGAUUGGUGGAAAGCUGGAGGGGGAGGGUCUGUGGAAAGCGAGCCGACGCCCCUUCCUCUGACAUUCCAGAAGCGCACAGCACUUUGUGGUUGUCAGCUCCAGCCUGACUGGCCAGGCAGAGGGAAGCCAUGACACAGGACGAGACUCUCUAUGUGUGUGUGUGUGUGUGUGUGUGUGUGUGUGUGUUUUAAUCAUACUGAUUGCUCUAGACUCUGCAGUGUAGGUUUCCAGGGUGUUGUAUUUCCUGAGGACCACCAGGGGGGCGGGCAGGCGGGCAGACCUGUGGCCCUCAGCUGACCUGCUGUCUGUACCGGCAGCUCCCAUUAGGGGGCGCACUGCUUGGCCAUUUCUAUGACCGCUCUUGGGCCAGGUCCUCCUCUAUCAUGUGCUCUCUCUCUUUAUUCUCUCUCUCUCUCUCUUUCUCUAUCUCUCUAUUCUCUCUCUCUCUCUCUGUGUUCUUCUCUCAGACACUGUACUGCCAUUAUUAAAUGGCCAUUGUCGCUGUGCCUGGAUGAGAUUUGAUUCUGCUGCUGUAUGUAUGUGUGUGUGAAGGUGAUUUGACAGGGUGGUAUACAAAAUGCUGUUAUUCAGCAUGACCAGCUGUGUGUGUGUGUGUGUUUGUGUGCAUACACGACUACACAAAGUGGGACAAGCAUCCAAUUGAAGCCCUACAUGCAGAAUUCUGCCGAUCAAUUCAAUCAAAAACACCCAACAAUGCAUGUAGGGCAGAAUUAGGUCGUUUUCCAUUGGCAUUACCUAUUCAGAAAAGAUCCUUAAAAUUCUGGAUGCACCUGAACAGCAGUCCUAAGAACUCACUCCAUUUUGAGGCAUUAAAAACCCAGGAGAUGAACCCUGAAAAGUGUCCUCUGAGCCAGCUGGUACUGAAGUUAACUAACUCAAUAACAACAAUUAAUAAACAUCAAGCUCAGUCCAGCGCUGCUUCCCAAACACCAAUUAGAGUCAACAAAAUAAUGAAUCAAGCAAAAGAAGAUUUAGAGCAUUGGACAAACCAAACUACCAACCAAAGUAGAAUGAAUUCCUAUCUGAUCCUUAAAAGAGAAUAUGAAUUGGCAGAGUAUCUCAGCUCUGUCAGAGAUACGAAGCAGAGGCAUAUCCUGACCAAGUACAGGCUCAGUGACCCCAACCUAGCAAUAGAAACAGGCAGACACAGAGUGAUCGGGAUGCCGUUGCGGUGAUGGAAACAGGAGACAGUUGCGAUGUUUCUCAAGAAUAGCCAGGUUUUAUUUCCACCUCAGCAGCUGAGCAUGCAUUACCAGUAUGAAGAAAUCGGAAAAAGAAAAGAAAAACCAAAACUCCAAACAAUAAUCUCAAAUCAAUCACUAAACUUCAAAAACUAUAUCAAAAUGAACUUUGACAACCCUUUUCAAUUAUAGGGCAAACUGCUGCAAAUCACAAAACGAGUGUUAGGCCUAUAAGCAGGGACAAUCACUUGCUCACCUCAGACCAUUCUACCUCCUUCUGCUCUCAACAAUAUUCCCUCCAGAGAAUUUAACUCUGCCGACUAAACCAAUGCACAAUCAAUCAAUCAAUCAAUCAACUAACAAAAUGCAUCUUCUCUAUAUAAAUAUCCAAUAAUACAUUACAUACCAUAAAACCCACUGUUUCAUAACAAGGCAAUCCUAUUGUAUCAUUUCAUAACCUUAAACACAUCAUAGAUAACCAGAACAUCCCAAACACCCCUCUUGCCAUGCACACUUGACCUCUGCUAGUGCAGUACGUCACACUCCACAAACUUAUAAUGUUCCUUGCGACUUUCCGUCGGGUCUUUUCUCAGUCCCCAGACCAGGAAGCACUAUUGUCCGACACAAUGGAAAGUUUGCUGAAUGUCCGUGUUCCCUCAACCUUCAGUUGGCCACCCUGAAAGUAAGGCUGAUCAUUAAUAUUGUCCCGUACGCGUUUUGCCGUUGCAACCAUGCUGGAUGCCGUUCGUGUUCGUGUGUGCAAAUAAAGAGUGUUUGUAAAUCA